Molecule: messenger RNA, 3486 nt
Organism: Ruditapes philippinarum (Manila clam)
Lineage: Eukaryota; Metazoa; Mollusca; Bivalvia; Venerida; Veneridae
Product: cell migration-inducing and hyaluronan-binding protein-like
Exons: 23
Source: RefSeq, a predicted model, not a curated record
UUUUUCUGUCAGUACAAGCAGGUAAAAUGCUCAUGAUCAGAGCUAUAUUCAUGGUCAGCCUUGCAUUUGUUUGUAUGGCAGUUUGUCCACAUGAACGGCACGGAUUAAAACGUUGGUCGGAUCUCUCAACGUGGAACGCACCGAACAAGCCAAUGGAAGGUGAUAGCGUGUUUGUUGCCGAGGCAAUACUGCUAGAUGAGUCACCGCCUGAACUAUACAACAUUACCAUAGAAACAGGCGGUCGUCUCGUUGCUGACCCUGCUACCAAGGUCACACUCAGAGUGGCAAAUAUUUACAUCGAAGGUGCAUUCGAGCUCGGGAGUGAAGACUGUCUUUUUGAUGGAGACCUGACUAUUACUCUGACAGGAACACGGGAAUCUCACACGGGUGAGAAACACCCAAAGGCCAUUCUCGUUAAGAGUGGUGGAACUCUUGACAUACACGGCAAGAGUAAGCUCCCUUGGACAAAGAUUUCCAAAACAGUUGGACCAAGUUCCGCAGACGAUAUUUACUUCGAACAUAAGACCAGUACAAACGCUGAUAUUGACGCCUCGAAGAAAGGACUUGCAGUAUACACCUUUUCCAUCGACAAUGCGGGAAUACCUAGUGUGAAACAAUUUGGAGUGUACAACCUGGUUUGGGACGGAGAGGAUUUUGCUGCGCAUAUCAAUAAUGUUGCUGACGGUGACGUCAUAAUGUUAUCAACACAAAGAUUCAUAUAUCGAUAUGACGCAUAUAAGAAUACAAAACAGUUCCUAGCAUAUGACGCAAUUGAAAAUCUUCUAUAUGGAGAGGUGAAUGACGCCAGCACUCUUCGCAAGGUCCUGGAUGAUGGAACUACUUACGGUCUUAUCUACCAAAAAGGGAACCCUGACAGUCUGGUAGAGAUCACAAAACCUCUUGGACAGGGAUUCAAAAUUUAUUAUAUUUGGAACAAUAAUCUUGUGUUCUUUGCUGAGACUGGGUCAGGACCUAAUUUCUAUUAUCAUCUCGACAACUUUAGAGUAAGCAAUAUUGACGCCGCUUUUCCACUUCUUGACGUCAUAGAUGACGCAACAUCGUGGGUUCCAGGCGACAAAAUAAUUGUGACAUCGACAGAUUAUAACUGGAGACAGGUUGAGGAAAUGACAGUUUUUCAAUGUGACUCGUGCAGUUCUCAACAAAUUAGAGUCACUGAACCGUUCAAGUACACUCACUUCGGUAAAGUUAUCAAGGGAAACUCCAUAGACAUGAGGGCGGAGGUUGCCUUGCUCAGUAGAAAUAUUGUGAUUGAGGGUGAAACGGAGGACACGUGUCCCCCUAGCAACGGCAACUGUGACGAUAAAUAUGUGUACGGUUUGGAUACAUUUGGAGCUCAUGUAAAGGUAUUGGCCGGGUACGCUGGUGUACGUAUAGAAGGAGUCGAACUGAGAAAUGUUGGCCAGCACACAGAUCUAGGUCGUUACCCCCUACACUUUCAUAUGUGUCUGGAUCCCCCGGACAGCUCUAACCCUCCCUACAUCAGAGAAGUGUCUAUCCAUCAUACCUUCGCAAGAUGUAUUACAAUUCACGGCUCACAUGAAGUUCAACUGAUUGAUAACGUCUGUUACUAUCACAUUGGUCACGGUUAUUUCAUGGAGGACGGCAGUGAAAAGGGAACAGUGUUUGAUGGUAACCUGGCUGUUGGAGCAAGGAAAGCCUCGGCAGACUUAGAGCCAACUGACAUAAUACCUACAAGCUUUUGGAUAACAAAUCCAAAUGUCAAAUUCGUCAACAACUUUGCCGCCGGUGCUGACGGGGUCGGAAUAUGGUUCGUAUUUCCGGAUGAACCAAUGGGGCCGUCUAAAGGUCUCGGCACCAUGGAGCUGUUUGAGGCUAAAAGUACGCCUGUAACACAGUUAUAUAACAACGUUGCCCAUAGCAACAACCACAAAGGAAUCAUGAUUGGCAAUCAUCUGAUAGCUGACCGAACGCUGAAGUGUUGUAACCAUUGGCAACCGAGAGUUGAUCCACGAGACCCUGAUUCGGAUCCUAUUGAAAUAACUAUUUCAAAACUAACAGCGUACAAGAACAGUCGUUUAAACAUAUGGGCCGAGGGUGGACUUAUUAACUGGACUCACAUCUCCGUUGCCGACAGCUCAAAUGGAAUAAUGGUUCACAACGAUCAGCUGCUUAAUCAAUUUUCUGGACGCUUGAUGAAAUCAGUGAUCGUGGACGACACCGAGAAUAUUGGUGAACCGGAAGAAGGGGACGUCCGAAGUCUUCCGAUGUAUAUGGACCGGAAUACACCUCAUACUGGCAUGACGAUGUGGUUCGGACCUAUGAAAUUCAGCGAGUUGUGGUUUGAUGGAUUCAAACAGAAUAAUGUUUAUGAUACCGGAGCAAUCGGCCAAAAACGACCAUCACCAUAUCUAUUUCCUAUGACCAACGAGUACAGAAACAUACAGUAUGCUUUAGAUGACGGUCCUGGUCUUGGCAACUUGGCAAUUACUGGAUCUUAUGGUGUUGACGCUGGAUGGCCGGAAGAUGACGGGCAAAAGGUGAUGGGAUUUACCUGGUACCGUGACACACCGGAAGGUGUUAAGAGGUACUAUGUUGUUAGACCGGACCAUCUCUCUGCUGCAGCUGCUGAUUGCCGAAUUCGUACUAACUGGAGACUUGCAAUAUGCGAGACUAAAUAUGGCGACUUGAACCUAAGAUUCAGGCAAAAUAAGAAUAACAAAGGAGCGGUAUUCGUGCGCGAUGAUUUACCAAGCGCCCAAAUGAGUAUGAAAAUGGACCAGACGAAUGGACCGAAAGUAGUCCUUGACGGAAGUCAUUCAUACACAGUACAUUUCUUGGGAGAAAUUCCUGGUGAUAUAAAAGUGACAGGAGAGGGUAUGGAAACAGGUGAUGUUCUCAGGGUUGGAUUUUGUCUUCCACGGGACGCUUCUUUUAGAAUAUCGAGCUUCUGGCCACACAGAUUGAAUGGCGCGAGCUCCUUUACAAAGGUAGAAUCUUUGCAAGAACUUGAUGAGCAAUCAAGUGAGUUAGAUGGCAAGAAAUACUAUUAUGAUGACACUACUGGGAUGUUGUAUUACAAGUUUAUCAAUGUCAAGGACAGAUCUCCCGAAGAAUGGAAUUCGUGCGCCGACGGAAAAUGCCCGUAUCUAAAUAUCUAUGUAGAUUCUGGAACAUUGAGCGACGCUGACUGUAGGCAACGCUUAUAUGGGGAUAAGCUAAACAUGCCGAAGCCUGACAUUCCGAGGUAUGAUGACGUCAUACCAGCAAACGGUGCUUCUGUUCCACCCGAGGGAUGGGGUGCGGGCGUGACUCGACCAUUUACAACCAGGGACGUCGUUGAUGGAGGUCUCAGUGACUGGACCAAGUGGUCAAAAUGCUCGGUCACCUGUGGCGUUGGAAUAAUGAAAAGGGUAAGAAGAUGUGACAACCCGAGGCCUGCAAAUGGAGGGAAAGUAUGUGAGGGAACUCUUUUCGAAGAAAAAGCAUGUUUCGACAAAGAGUGUC